GCUAGCGAUGUUGUUUUCCUCUUUCCCAAGCGACAUGAGACGAGUUAUUUUUCCAUUCUUUGAGUUCUUUUCUAAAAGCCAUCGAGAAAUCUAAAGACAAAAACAAAGAAGGAAGAAGAACAAAGGAAAAAGGGCUUGGCUCGGCUGCCAUUCUCAUUCUUCUUGCUCUCCAUUUCAAAGCUGUUGUAUGUUCUUUUUGGCACAUCAUCAGCAAUAGGUAGUCAAUCAUGGAGUCAAGCAGAGCGAGUGAGAAAAAAAAGCUGAAACGCAAAGAGAUACUAGAGAAAAAGAAAGCAGCAGACCAACUCCUCAAAGCCGCUUCUGCCCAAAUUGACCAUCUUACUUCUUUCCCUUCCUUUUGCUAUUUCAACAAAAAUGGCCUUUGUUUACGCUUGGAAUCGGGGAGUGGAGAUAAGCUCUCCAAUUGUACGAAACAACACAUUCAGAAACUCCUGAAGGCGAAUAUGAUGGGGCCAUAUGGAUCAGAGUGGGCAGUAGAAGAGAAGUUGAAGCGGAGGGAAAUGGUUGCUCCACAAGCGCGCUAUAUAUUCGUAUAUUGGAAUGCCAAUGAGAUGAUGGACAAUGCAUUCACUCCCUUGCUUGGUUUCCUACAUUUCCGUUUCACUCUGGAAGAAGAGAUACCCGUUCUUUAUUUAUAUGAAUUGCAACUGGAUAGCUCAGUCCAAGGGAAAGGACUUGGGAAAUUCUUGAUGCAGUUAGUUGAGCUAAUUGCUCAGGAGAAUCGGAUGGGUGCUGUGGUGUUAACUGUUCAAAAAUCAAACUCAUUAGCCAUGAAGUUUUAUAUAAGCAAGAUAAGAUAUGUGGUAUCAAGUAUUUCACCAUCCAGAGUUGAUCCGUUGGUGGGAGUUGAAAAGAACUAUGAAAUUCUUUGCAAAACAUUUGAUCAUGAAGCUAAAGCUAUAUUGGAGGUAUAUUCAGUUCAGCAUAGGACUGCUAGGAGGGUAGGGUUUAUGGCUGCUUUUUCAGACUUAAAAUUUGAAGACUAACAGGGAAAAUUGAAUGAGAGGAAGAUUGUCAAAAUCACAAGCAAUGAUGAAUACCGGGUACCCGAUUCUUUUAUUUCUGCAGCUAUGCCCAUAUUUUCUUUGAGACAGCACUUGUUUAUUGAGGAACUGAUAUACAGUGCAUAAAGUAAAUUGUUUUGUUUAUGAAUUUAAAACUAAAUUUAAGGGGAAUGAUUUAGUGGGAGAGUAAUCUAGAUUGGAUUAUAGGUGUGAGGUUGCAAUUUGAUGAGUGAGUUGAACUUAAAUUAUGUCUUAUACUUGUUAAUUUCUAGUGAAUUACUCUCUGAAAAAAGUUCCACAAACGGAGGAAGUUUCUGAAUUGCAUAA
Gossypium raimondii (Peruvian cotton) is the source of this 1352-nucleotide messenger RNA. RefSeq lists its product as uncharacterized. The record is from RefSeq and is a predicted model, not a curated record. NCBI's taxonomy places the organism in Eukaryota, Viridiplantae, Streptophyta, Magnoliopsida, Malvales, Malvaceae. Gene Ontology annotation, molecular function: protein N-terminal-serine acetyltransferase activity; histone H4 acetyltransferase activity; histone H2A acetyltransferase activity. The transcript has 9 exons. Gene Ontology annotation, cellular component: nucleus. Bases 228 to 1007 code for a protein of 259 amino acids.